GAUGAUCCUAGCUGCUGAUUAUUCCCAGUUGGAGCUGCGGGUGCUAGCUCACCUCUCUAAGGACCAGCGCCUCCUACAGGUGCUGAACGGAGGGGUGGAUGUUUUCCGCUGCAUCGCGGCAGAGUGGAAGAACAUAACCCCAGAUGCUGUGAAGGACGGCCUCAGACAGCAGGCCAAGCAGAUUUGCUAUGGCAUCAUCUACGGGAUGGGAGCCAAGUCUCUGGGGGAGCAGAUGGGCGUGGAUGAGAACGAUGCUGCCUGUUACAUAGAGAGCUUCAAGGCCAGAUACACAGGGAUCCAGUCCUUCCUGAGAGACACGGUGAAGAGCUGUGUAAAAAAGGGCUACGUUCAGACACUGCUGGGACGCAGGAGAUACCUGCCUGGGAUCACAAAUGGCAACACCUACGCCAGGGCACAUGCAGAGCGCCAGGCGGUGAACACCACUGUUCAGGGUUCAGCUGCUGACAUUGUUAAACUGGCCACUGUCAACAUCCAGCAGAGACUACAGGAAACCUUCCCUACUGCCCCCCUGUCACAUCAACACCCACACUCAGGUAACACACACAGUAGCAAGUAGCUCACAACAUU
Messenger RNA from Osmerus eperlanus (European smelt), 588 nucleotides. RefSeq names its product DNA polymerase theta-like. Bases 2 to 577 code for a protein of 191 amino acids. Gene Ontology annotation, molecular function: DNA binding; DNA-directed DNA polymerase activity. The transcript has 5 exons. The record is from RefSeq and is a predicted model, not a curated record. Gene Ontology annotation, biological process: DNA-templated DNA replication; double-strand break repair via alternative nonhomologous end joining. NCBI's taxonomy places the organism in Eukaryota, Metazoa, Chordata, Actinopteri, Osmeriformes, Osmeridae.